AUGAGGGAGUGGAUCCAGCUGCAUGAGAAGACAUGGACACCAAUGGUCCACACCCCAAUGAAGGCACCCAACAACAAAGAGACUGAUGAUGAACUGAAGGCCAGGUACCCAGUCCUGGUGGGAAAGCUUUUAUGGAUCUCAAACACUGUCUGGCUGGACAUCACAUUUGCAGUCAACACCCUGGCCCACCACAUGUCCAAACCCACCAAAGGGGCCAUGCAAGCAGCUCUGCAGGUGGUGAAAUAUCUGAAUCAAAUGCAUGAUGAAGUCCUGAGACUUGGUGGCAAGAAUGAAAAUGAACCACCCAUCACCAUCUACAUGGACUCAAACUGGGCCUCCAAUCUGAAUACAUAUAGGAGGAGUACAUCAGGCUCAAUUGUAAAGGUGUUUGGCAGCAUGGUGACCUGGAGCUCCCAUGUCCAGAAAUGUGUCUCAGAUUUGGCCAUCAAAGCAGAGUACAUGGCAGGAUUGGCAGCCAUGCAUGAGGUCCUCUUCCAUUGGCAUCUGCUACAAGGGCUUGGUGAUAUUGUCAUGCAAUACAUUAAGACUGACUACAACAAUGUGGACUACCUAACAAAACCAGUGUCCCAACACCUCCUAAUGUGCACCCAGAAAUGUCUUGGUAUGAUGGAACUCAACCCCCUCGACCACUCAGUUUGCGAGAAGGGCAGUGAAAACACAUGA
Molecule: messenger RNA, 684 nt
Organism: Ustilago hordei
Lineage: Eukaryota; Fungi; Basidiomycota; Ustilaginomycetes; Ustilaginales; Ustilaginaceae
Exons: 1
Coding region: 1-684 (227 amino acids)
Source: RefSeq, a predicted model, not a curated record